Messenger RNA from Acipenser ruthenus (sterlet), 2747 nucleotides. Its product is annotated as transmembrane protein 275-like. The record is from RefSeq and is a predicted model, not a curated record. Lineage: Eukaryota; Metazoa; Chordata; Actinopteri; Acipenseriformes; Acipenseridae. The transcript has 2 exons. The coding region runs from base 1022 to 1570 and encodes 182 amino acids.
GGUACAUUUAGUCACGUAAAAACCGACCGCUGCAUCCUCUGUUGCCUUCUGAGUUUAGAUCCAGAGAGCCUCAAGCAGGUAGCAGCACUUACAGAGGAAACAGAUUUAUUUCAGCACCAGGAGCUGUCCGCGGUCUAAUUUAACUACACAGCGCCCCUGGUGGUUACCAUCGAUUGUAUCAAGAAGCAGUUUGAGACAGUGAGAUAGAGAUGCUGAUUCAAGCUUUUACUGCUUUAAAAAAAUAUUGUCAAUGACGUCGCUUUAAAUGGGCGGAAAGUUGCACAGGUUUAAAAACAUAUAUAUACAUUGUAAAAGCAACAAAAUCACCCCAAUUUAUCAGAGACAGCGUCGCUUCACUAGGGGUUGUAUGAGGCACAUCAGUGCGGCUGCAGAGGAAGAUAUUGCAAGAGCCUUGCUUCAGUUUUCCUUUCUGGUGAAUCUUUUUUUUUCUAUCACUUUAAGGACAGGAAAUGGGAGGGAUAUUUUUUAAUGUGAUGUUUUAUUGGGAGAAGACAUUGACAAGCUGAAGAAAUAUUGCCGCAUCUUUUUCUACCAACUGCUGGUCUUUUUUCUACCGGAGUAGAGCAUUCACAACAACGGGGAAACAACGCUGGCACGGUGUGCAAUCCAAUCUGGUGUGAUACAUGCGAAGCGGGUGCUGAAUCAACGGCUUGCCUUAUGCAAAGUUUUGGAAAAGACGUCUCGGCUAGAUUGCAUUCCACCUAAUUAUGAAGUAGAAAACUAGGUGCUAUUUUGAAGCGGUUCACCUGCUGCUUUGUUUUCAACAAUAUUCAAUUUGUACUUCGUUUUUUUUUUUUUUUUAAAUAGUUGUUAGUUUCAGAAUAAGAAGGGACGGACACAUUGAUUUCAGCUUGACCGCACGCUGUUCACAUGAAGAAUUUAAAACAGGGUUUCUCUACCUCUCAUCAUGCUGUGACCAGCGAAUACUCUAUCUAGGCUUUCCUAUUUCAAGGCACUUAGCCCCAAGUUGGGCCUAAGAGGGCGCUGGUACAGAUAGAAGAUGUUCACAGAGAAAAAAGCCACUUCUGUGCCCAAAAAGGGGGUCAAGAAGAAGACAAGACCACAGGGCCUGCCCUCCCCAGCUCUAUGCUGUGCCUGCGGACUGUGCAUCAUGCUGGCUGGCAUCAAUAUCACGCUGGUGGGUGCCUUCGCUUUCGGGACUUUCAUGCCCAUGAACAACCCGCCCAUCAUCAUUGGGCCCAUCCUGUUGGUGGUGGCCUUCACCUUCUUCGGAGCCUGCUGCAUCUGUAGCCGCCGCCCCCCUGCUCAGGGCUCCCGCAAGCCCAAAGGGGGCAACAAUCUGGGGUUGAUCCGUACAGGCAACACAGCCUUUGAGAUCGAGACCAGCGAGCACACGCUGCAGGACACCACCGCUGUGCAGCUCAGCCCCACCAACUCCCCCUGCUCCUCACACAAGUCUACCCCCACGCACGAGGGCCCACGAGCCUGCAAGCUCUUCACCAUGGACACCAAUGGGCCCGCUGCUCAAUAUUCGGCUGGGGCGGACUCCAUCCAGCUCAACCUGUCCACGGACCUGCCUACCACCUAGAGCAGUUUAGUGCAGGUGCUUCUGUAGGGCCUCACUGAACUGCCCAGGUUUCCAGCCCGUGGGGUUUCACAGGGCAAGGGGCAGCUACGUUUGUGUUCAAGACAUGAUGGUAUUGUACAGGAUUUUGGAAUAGUUCUAUUUGAGAGAUAGCCACGGCAAAUUAAUUUGCACUUUACCACCCCACGUGCAAAGUGAAAGGGAAGUCAAAAGUGUGGCUUGUUGACCAGUGGAUCGACAGAUCUAAACACAGUAGUGCUUUGUUACUGGAGUUACAGACUCUUGGAUUAAGAGCACCACUUAAAGCAAGAGGAAGGUGGUCCAGAGACAGAUUGCAAAACAGAUUCAGAAAGACCUAUAUGAUUCACUUACUGCUUCUAAAGUCUGUUAUUCACACCUCUUACUAUAUCUCUCUCUUAUGAAAGGGCAGUGUGUAUAAUACUUUUCUUAGGGUCCUCCUGAUUGGAUGACUGCUUUCCUAAUCAAGGGGUCAGGGCUGAUCACAAGAGGGUUAUUUAAAUCUGUGAAGGAACCUAUAAACUGUUGAAUUAUUUAAUAUUCUCUCUCUCUCUCUCUCUCUUUCUCUCUUUCAUGGAAUACAGAAUGUUUUUUUUAAAUUAAACACUCACACACACACUCACACACACACACGCACACACACACACACAAACACACACACACACACACAGACGAGUGAGAAGAUGCUGCUCUUAUUUUUGGUUUGCUUCAGGAAGUUAAAAGGAUUGUGUUUUCUUUAGCAUUGCUGUUCACAAACACUUUGCUUUAUUCUAGGUAGGAGGACACUGCUUAUUUAGUGCUUUAUGGAUAGACCACUGGGGUUUUCAUAUGUUUGAUAACAUGGGCUUUAUACACCAGAAAGCCUGAUAUGUACGAUAUAUAUAUAUAUAUAUAUAUAUAUAUAUAUAUAUAUAUAUAUAUAUAUAUAUAUAUAUAUAUAUUUCUGAAAUGUAUUUACAUUUUUUUAAAUGUUAUAACGUGGCAAAUUGUACAGUAUUUAAAGUGCUAAAUAGUAUUAAUACUGCAUUACUGGAACUAUUUGAUGUAUUAUUAUUAUUAUUAUUAUUAUUAUUAUUAUUAUUAUUAUUAUUAUUAUUAUUAUUAAUACUAUGAUUCCCAAUGCCUACAGCCUUAUACUGUAGAAUAAAAACCUUACCAACAA